AUGAACAACACGCCGCCAGGAUUACGGUUGGUGUGUGGACUUGAUUUCAUUUGAGUUGAACUUUUCACUGGUCCGGACUCGAUCUGGUGGUCCGGACUUUGUUCUGGGACAACAGCGGGAGCGGCAAUGCUCUUCCAGAAGUAUUUGCAGUGCAGGGUGUGUGGUCUCAUUCUUGUUCUUCCCGUGUGUUUCAGUGUGGCUGACAGACUCCUCACAAGCUCCGCCGACAACUUUGAUGCGAAAUCAGUCAUAGACGUCGUGACGUAGAAACACGACUCGUACAUCUCGCUUGCUGCUUCUGGAGUCACUGAGUCGAAGCGGGACACAGAAGGCUCAGAUUGUCUUUGUCUGGGGCCCCUCUCUUCAUUGGGGGGCCACUUUCUGCUGACGCGCGGGUCCGGGGAUUAGGGGCAGAGCCGGGUCUUUGUUGGCCAGGGCCGUGCGCUGCUGGGGGAUCAGAGGUGAACAAAGAUGCAGAGACAGUAGCUUUGGGAGUCAGAGACCCCCGGGCGGCUGCGGGGGUCUCACAGCGAACAUGAGGGCCGCACUAGAACCAUGUCUCUAAACUACAUCAAAAACUUCUAUGAAGGCUGCCUCAGGCCUCCGACUGUGAUUGGACAGUUUCACACUUUGUUCUUCGGCUCGGUCCGAAUGUUCUUCCUGGGAGUCCUGGGCUUCGCCGUCUACGGGAAUGAGGCGCUGCACUUCAGCUGCGACCCGGACCGCCGGGAGCUCAACCUGUACUGCUACAACCAGUUCCGGCCCAUCACGCCACAGGUCUUCUGGGCCCUGCAGCUAGUCACAGUCCUGGUGCCUGGCGCCGUCUUUCACCUGUACGCUGCCUGUAAGAACAUCGAUCAGGAGGAGAUCCUGGAGCGGCCUGUCUACACCGUCUUCUACAUCAUCUCAGUCCUGCUGCGCAUUGUCCUGGAGGUCAUCGCCUUCUGGCUGCAGAGCCACCUGUUUGGCUUCCAGGUUCUGCCGCUCUACAUGUGUGACGCCAGCGCCCUUGAACACACCUUCAAUGUCACCAAGUGUAUGGUUCCUGAGCACUUUGAGAAGACCAUCUUCCUGAGCGCCAUGUACACCUUCACCGUCAUCACCAUCCUGCUCUGCGUGGCUGAGAUCUUUGAGAUCCUCUGCCGACGACUUGGUUACCUCAACAACCACUGAUGCCUUUGGAUCCCACCGGAGGGACGAGGGAUUUGCAAGCCCGGCCCUGUGCCGCCGCCGAUCUAGCGGAGAGCGCGGCGGAUUGUUCGGCAUCAGCGAGAAGGUUGACGCACCGCGGAGCUGUCACGUGACGUCCGCCGGGGCCACGGUGACGUGGCGGCGCUCCUGGUAUUGACCGCUUCCAGUUGAGAGACUGAAGAGCUGGAAUACUGGGGAAAGUGUGGGAAGACACAGCAUGUAGUCAGCAACCAAUUCAUCCUUCGUGUUCAGAAUGACAGGAAUCACACCCUCAACUGCGCAGCGACGGCGACGUGAAGACAAUCAUGGCUGGGAUCCCGUGAGAUGGCGAGGUCACGGUCAGCGUGCGAGGCCGAGUCAUCGUGUCAGACCAACUUUACCUCAUCUGUGAUGAAUGUCUUUAUCUCUUCCAUCCAAUAGACUCUUGUUUCAGUGAUCUGUUCAUCAUCUCAGGAACUUGACUUCCAGACCCAUGAGGACCAGGCCCCCAGAAGCUGCUGGAGCCCUGCCAUGACUGCUUCCUCUGCCUACAGUCUCCCCCGCGUUCUUGCACUGCGCCUGUGGAACCUGUCGAA
This is a messenger RNA of Synchiropus splendidus (mandarinfish), 1766 nucleotides long. It is a transcript of the gene gje1a, whose product is annotated as gap junction protein epsilon 1a. Gene Ontology annotation, biological process: cell communication. Gene Ontology annotation, cellular component: connexin complex. The record is from RefSeq and is a predicted model, not a curated record. The coding region runs from base 556 to 1173 and encodes 205 amino acids. Lineage: Eukaryota; Metazoa; Chordata; Actinopteri; Syngnathiformes; Callionymidae. The transcript is spliced from 4 exons.